AUGGGCAAAGAAAGGGAGAACAUCGGGUUUUCUUCUUGGAAUGAAACAACGGUCAUGUGGAACAUGGAUGACUAUCCGAUCCCUGCUGAUAUCGAUGAUCUUGUUUCAAUACGUAUUAAUAUCGAAGAAGCUCUUGGUCGAUUAGGCUAUCUUGGAUUUAAGCUUGUCAAUGUGCAUUGUAAGCAUCUCGAGUGCAACAAAAUAGAAGAGUUGAGGGAUGCCGGAAUAAUCUACUUACCCCCCAUCUAUAAGAGCGUGCAUGGAUGA
Eruca vesicaria subsp. sativa (arugula) is the source of this 267-nucleotide messenger RNA. The record is from the annotation of a GenBank genome assembly. Lineage: Eukaryota; Viridiplantae; Streptophyta; Magnoliopsida; Brassicales; Brassicaceae.